Melanaphis sacchari is the source of this 2712-nucleotide messenger RNA. RefSeq lists its product as uncharacterized. The record is from RefSeq and is a predicted model, not a curated record. The transcript has 5 exons. NCBI's taxonomy places the organism in Eukaryota, Metazoa, Arthropoda, Insecta, Hemiptera, Aphididae. The coding region runs from base 1 to 2712 and encodes 903 amino acids.
AUGGAUAAUUGUACUGAAAUAGAACUUCCCAAGCAAAUUUUUAAAUAUCAGGAAAGUCCGAGUUAUUGUCCAAAUUUUGUACCAGAAUGCACAAAUAAAAAUAUUGUUUCUUGUAAAGCACAACAGUUUUUGAAUGAAAUUGAGGAAUAUUAUUCAAAAGAUCAAAAUAAUCCUAAAUUGUUGGAAAAAUCAAAAAUUAUUAUUCAUUCUUUAAUCGAGGAAAAUAAAUUACAAAUUUCAGCAAUAAAACAUCAUAAAGAAAAAUUUGAAUGUUGUUUUGAAAAAUUAAAAGAAGAAAAAGAAAUGUCCAAAAAUAAAGACUCUGAGUUAUAUAGAAUGAAAAAAGAUUUAUCUUUUCUGUCAGACGAACUAAAUGAAAUCAAUAAGCAUAAUAAUUUUUUGAGUUGUAAUAUUGACAAAGUUUCAAAGGAUUUGAUAUCUAAAACAAUAAAACAUAAAGAGUUGUUGAAAAAAUCAGAUGAGUUAAAUGAAGAAUUAAACAACGUAAAAUACAGUUUAAACUUGAGAAUUGACGAAAAUAAAUGUAUUAAAAGAGAGCUUAGUGAAAAAAUUCAAAUUAUCGAAGCUGGAAUAAUAAUUAAGCAAGAGUUGGAAUUUAAAUUAUACAAUUUGGAAAAAAAAUUAGAAGAAUCAAAAAAGUUAUAUGAUUGUUGUAAUAAUAAAUACAACGAUUUGAUCUUAUUAAAUUCUAAAAUUGAAAAUAAUUUACAAAAUGAAAAAAAUUAUAACUGUAAAAAAGCUAUUUAUAUUGAUGAUUUGAGCAAAAAAAUACAUAGUUUAGAAAUUAUAAUAACAGGUAUUGAAGAUCAAAAAGUGUUGUAUUCAGAGGAAAUUUCCAAGCUUAAAAAUGAUAAAUGUGAAGCAGAAUUAAAACUAAACGAAUUAAACAGUAUAAAAAAAAAACAAAAUAACGAAUUAGCUAUUACCAAAUCUGAACUAGCUUAUACUACAGAAUCUCUAAUAAAUAAAAACAACUCCCAGAUUAAAAAAAAUGAACAAUUACAGCAUAACAUUGAAAACCUUGAAAAAGAAGUACAGAGUUAUAAAGUUCAACAUGAUAUUUUAACAAAUCAAUGUAUAUUAAGCCAUAAAGAUUUAAAAGAAUCACAAAAUAUAAUUCAAGUGUUGGAGACUAAAAUUAACGAAAUUGUGAGAGAAAAUAAAAUGACACUCGAUGAAUUAUCUCAAGAAUGUGAUUUACUGAGAAGUGAAAACUGUGAAUUCUUGAAAAAAAUCAAUGAAUUAAAUGAACAAAUAAUAUGUGUAAAUAAAGAAGAAAAUCAUGUGCGAAAAGAGUUAGCUGCGUGCAACGAGAAACUUUCGAUUGCGAACGAUGAAAUCAGUUAUUAUGAUUUAGAGAUAAAAUGUAUGAACACGAAAUUGGAAAUAACGACUGACAAACUGACUUGUACUGAACGAGAACUAGAAGAAAUAAAGUUGAAACUAAAUAAUGAAACGCAUAUGAAAGAUAAAAUGAAUGAAAAAUAUUGUAGUAUAAAUUAUGAUUAUUCAUGUACUCAAAAAAAGUGUCAGUCUGCCGAUAAUAACAGACUCAGUAAUGAAAAUUUGAUGUCAUGUAAGAUUGCAAGAAAUGUUAACAAUGGUGAACAGACAAUAAAUUUGAAACUAGUUGACGCUGGUUCACAGACACAUGUGUGUCCGAUCAUAUGUCAGCCUAUAACAUCAACAAGUUUUGACUCAACAUUUAAUUCCAAUAAUUCCAAUCCGUGCAAAUUUAAACAGUGUGACAACUGUAAUAUUUGUAUUAGUUCAUAUGAUUCUGAUAAAAUUAACAACAACCCAUGCCAGAUGGAUAACAAGAAGUUAUCUCUUAUUAAUGCUUCUGAUAACUGUUCUUGUUUUGUUAAAUCAAAAAUCUCAACAAAAAGUUUUGGUUUUUUAUUCGACAAAGAAAAUCUUCAACGCCAACUGAACGAAAUGAAACUUUUAUUCCAAAAAAGAGAAGAGGCAGCAAGGAAAGAAUUAUGUGACACAGAACAGACUCAUUGCAAUAAGGAUAUGAUAAGUAACAAAUAUCUGGAUGACACAAAGAAACAAUACCAACUACAAUUGGAUGAAGCUAACGCUCAAUUAGAAACGUAUGAAACGAUAAUUCUGUAUAAAGAUUAUGAAUUGAAAAACUUUCAAAUACGAGAACAUCAAUUCAAAAAGGAAAUAGAGAAACUUAAUGAAACAAUACAGUUAAAAGAUAAAAAAAUCGAAUCUGAACAAAAACUAGUAGUUUCUGUACGUAAUAGUAUGAAAGAUUAUGAAGAAAAAUUACAAAGUCUUCAAAAACCACCGGAAUUAGAAAAAAUAAACAAACAUUCGUCUGAUGGAAAUAUUCAAUUACUCACUCCACGUGAAAUAUUUGAGUUGGACAAUAAAUUAGAAACAUCUCAAUCAUUAACGAAAAAAAAACGAAUUUCGACAAAGCGAAAUGUUAAUAAAAGUGCUUGCACAUUGAAAAAGUCUAAAACUUUAGCCAAAAUGAAAAAACAUAAAUAUGGACCCAAAUUGUAUUUACCUUGUUGUAUUGGAUCAACAAAUCCUUGUAAUAGACAAAAAAUGGUAAACCUAUCAUACCAGAAAUAUUUAAAAGCUGGUUAUGGAGUUUUGAGAUGCAAUUCGGAAAAGUCAUUUGGAGAAGUGGCGUUGAAAAAUAUCAAAGUGAUAAAAACGGAGUUGUGA